AUGUUUAAACAUGAUGAUUAUUUCAGUAGAAUCAAUUGUCCCAAGAACAAUUGUCAAUUAAUAAAUUGCAUAUUCAAACAUCCUGAAAGGGAUACAGUGCCAGACACUUUGAAGAGCUCCUCAGAACCUUCAUCUAAUGUGAAAAGAAAGAUUGAAAACGAUUUACCAGAACCCAAGAAAGUACAUAAUGAAGGGUUUAAACCAGUUCAUCAUGUUAAAAUCCCGCUGAAUGAUAGGUUGAAGAAUAUCAAGAGCAUAGAAAGUAUCCAUAAGCUCGAUAACACUUCAUCCCAGCAGAAAGAAUUCGAACUUGCUAUAAAGUCAAACUCGUUAAAAGAAUAUUAUUCCAAUAUGUCUGUAUAUUUGAACAUAGAAUCUGAUCCUCAGUUUAUAACACCAAAGCAAUUGAACAUCUCAUCACCUGCAACUUUACAAGUGAGGAAAUCCAAUAUCGAGAACAUAUAUGAAUUGAUUAAAUUGACUGAGCCAAACUUGAAAACUCCCAAGUUGAAAGCCAUAAAUGAAGAGUACAAGAUAGCUACCACCACUUCCAAAUUCACGUAUAUGCCAAACAUAAAAAGAAAGAUUCAUGAACUCAAAAAUCCAGAGAAAUAUAAGAUCAAAACCAAAGAACUCACUAAUGAUGAUUAUUAUAAUGAGUUGUUGAAAUUGGUUAUACCCAAAGAUAAAUUGGUUAAGUAUGGCUACAUAAUGGAUGUUCCUACUCCAAUAACUCCCAGUGAGGAACGGAAAUGUAGAAGAUGUGGUAAAGAAUUCAAGUUGUCCGAUCAAUUGUUACCCAUACAUUGCCAAUUUCACGCAGGUAAAGCUAUAAAGAGGGACAGGAAGAGAGUUUACGAAUGUUGUGGAGAUGUAUUAGGAGAUAAUGAAUCAGAACCAUGUACAUCAUAUAACUAUCAUGUCUUCUACUGGGAUAAUCCUGGUGAAAUGCAAAGCUUCCUUCCGUUCAAAAUCACAAGUGAUGUAUUUACAAGGAAUGAGAAUGCAUUAAAAGCUAUUGGGAUAGAUUGUGAGAUGGGAUUUACCACCAAAGGAUUUGAGUUGUUGAGGAUCACAGCCGUGGAUUUUUUCACAGGAGAGGAAGUUUUAGAUGUUUUAGUGAAGCCCAUUGGAGAGGUAAUUGAUUUGAAUUCUCGUUGGUCUGGUAUAGAAUCUAUUAAAGAUGAAGCAUUAGAGUUCAAUGAGCUGAUCAAACUUUUAAAUGAUAUAAUGGAUUCAGAAACAGUUCUCAUUGGUCAUGGUCUAGAAAAUGAUUUAAAUUCAAUGAGGCUCAUUCACAACAGAAUUGUCGACACAGCUAUACUUUAUCCUCCUCAUAAAACGUCACCUACAUUCAGAUAUUCUUUAAAGAUGUUGGUAUUCAAUUAUCUCGGUAAAAAAAUCCAAACCGGCCAACAUGAUAGUGGAGAAGAUGCGUUAGGUGCUAUUGAUAUUGUAAAAUACUUCAUCAAAAAAGAUCAAACUUCAAUUCUUAGUAAAUAG
Molecule: messenger RNA, 1503 nt
Organism: Yamadazyma jaroonii
Lineage: Eukaryota; Fungi; Ascomycota; Pichiomycetes; Serinales; Debaryomycetaceae
Source: the annotation of a GenBank genome assembly